Messenger RNA from Haliotis rufescens (red abalone), 2162 nucleotides. RefSeq names its product WD repeat-containing protein 5-like. Gene Ontology annotation, molecular function: RNA binding; protein binding. The coding region runs from base 17 to 1714 and encodes 565 amino acids. Gene Ontology annotation, cellular component: catalytic step 2 spliceosome. NCBI's taxonomy places the organism in Eukaryota, Metazoa, Mollusca, Gastropoda, Lepetellida, Haliotidae. The transcript is spliced from 12 exons. The record is from RefSeq and is a predicted model, not a curated record.
UACGGGCAAUGAAAACAUGUCUGCUCCCUCCAUGAGUAUCAACUUGGCUCGUCAAAUUAGGAAACUUAGAAAGAAACUGAGGCAAAUAGAAAAUCUAGAGAGAUUAGGAAGACAACUUUCAGAAGAGGAGCGUCUAAAGAUUGGGAAGAAGUCCCAGUUUCGGGAGAGACUACAGGAGUACCUGGCACAGGUGUCUGACGAUGAAGAUGUUGGUAAAUUUGACUCGUUCAACUCUCCUAAUGAAUCAUCCCUCGGCUCGGAUGAUUGGUCAACUUUUACAGAGACCGAGGCUGAAAUGACAGGAAUCGAAGAUCCCGCUGACAGUGACCAUGAGGACGUUGCCAUGGAAACAGAGCCAGAUGAAAAAAGGAGCCCUGAGAAGGAGAACCCGCCUGAGAAGGAGAACCCGCCCAAGAAGCACGAACCACCAGUUAUAAAACAGACCACGGAGAAAAUAGCACUUAAGAAAAAGAAGUCGGAUGUUCAAGAUCCUAUUCACAGUUUGAGGAAGAAAUGGAAGAGUUCAUUUUGUUUCAUCUCGGAGUAUCCAGACCACAGCGACAUUAUCAACGACCUCGUAGUUGAUGGGAGAAUCCUUGUCACAGCUAGUCGAGACACAACAUUGAAGGUAUGGGACCUCAAGGAAGGGAGACAACUCCGAAACCUUGGUGGACAUACUGGCAGUGUGACAACUGUGUUUCUGUUGUCAGAGCAAGCUUCACAAAAGUCAGGUUAUCUGGCUGGCAAGCCACCUCACCACAGGCUUGUCAUCAGCGGAUCAACAGACUGCUCCUUUAAGAUCUGGGACAUUGCAACAGGGGCCAUACUCAAGUCGGUGUACACCUACAACCCCAUCACCAGACUGGCCUGUAACCAGAAGGGCCUCAUUCUGACAGGAACAGACGGUGGCAAGAUGGAGAUAUGGGACAUGGAGACCGGGGAGAAUCUUCACUCUGUCAUCGCCUUUGAAGGAGCUGUCACUGCCAUAAAGAUGGCAGACAAUCACAUCUUCAGCACAUCGUCGACCGGUGUGGUCAAAGUGUUCCAGAUCAGAGAUAACAGCCUGGCGUGUAUGUAUGAGUCGGAGAACCUCAGAUCAGUGUCCGGAGCUCUGGUGACCCCGAGGUUCAUCCGAUCUCUAGCGGUGUUCAAGCACAUGGUGUUCUAUGGGGACGAUGCCAUCAACAUCAAGCUCCUGGAGUGGAAGAGAGGCAUCGUGAAGAAGUUACCGAACCACACAGACGAGUUUGCCUCUACUGACGCCAUCUGCUGCUUCGAGGACCUCCUUGUGGCCUCCAGCUACGACCUCGACAACGGCCUCGGCUACAUCAACAUUCGGUCUCUACCACACGGAGACUACCUCGCCACUCUUGAUGACGAAGACACGGAGAGAAUCAUCUGCCUGGGAUGUGCAAGAACAAAGUCUGGCAAUUUGGUGCUGGUGACCGGAGGAAUGCAGUUGAAGGUGUGGGAAAUAGAUGCCAUUCACCGUCCAUCUCAGGAAGACGAGGAGGAGGAAGAGAAUUACGUGCACUUUAUAUCCAGAUUAAAUCGUCCAGGACGUGACUCUGAUACAGAGUCAGAUUCUGAUCUCAGUGACACCGACCUUGACCCUGAUGUGGAUGAAGAUGAAAAUGACGGCCCAAGCGAGGAUCUGUCAUUCAAGAAAGAGGAGGAAAAAGGUUCAUGGCUGUCAUAUUGUGCAAUUUUGUAAAACAUGUCGGAAAAUGAAGGUUCUGUUAGAUCUUGAACCGACAUUAAAUUUCAGAAUGAUGUUGCACCCAGAUGACCUUUCUGUACUCAUGUCAGUUGCGAUGGUUACAGCUGGUUCCAUCAAAAAAGAAAGUUGCAUCAAGAAACAAACUUACUUAUGAAAUCAGGUGUCAGAAUCAUUUCCUAGAUGGAUCUCCCUAACUCCCUAUGUAUGUAUUUCCCAUCUAUAUGUUAUGACUGUAUCGUGCAGAUUUAAUCAUUAGUCUGUAUUCAGCCUGCAGUGCUAUCAGCCUUACCUUUGGUCAAACACUUCUUGGAUAAGAGGGGGGGACGUAUGGCCCAGUUGUCUUAGGCGCUGCGAUUCGCUGUGCAGAGUUGCGUCCCUUGGGCAAGCCAGAAACCUAUGAUUGUGGGUACGAUUCCCAGUUUGCCCCGAUUAUGUUUCUAGG